AUGAAGGUCGCCUCUCCCUUGAAAAAUCUCGCACUACUGUCACUUAUAACGAUAUCAAGUUGCGAAAAAUACCGUGCCGCUUCAAAACUUUACACCCAAGGGCCCGAUGACUGUGCAAUAUCUCCGAGAGCUAUAGUAUCUGAUGCCUGUGCCUCUUACACUACACUAGAUAAUCUUAAUGACCGGCUCCGAAGUAUUGUUGUCGAUAUAACCAGCAACACAGACUUUUUUUCUCAUUACCGCUUGGUUCUAUUCGGGAAAGAAUGCCCAUUUUGGAGUGACGACGAUGCUAUGUGUGGCAAUGCUGCGUGCGCUGUCAGCACCCUGAACGACGAAUCUCAGAUCCCAAUGAUUUGGAGAGCAGAGGAACUAGGAAAGCUUGAAGGCCCUCGAGUAGUACAUCCCGGGAGCCAAUUGAAGGACAGAAAAAAGGUGCUAAAUCCACUAGGUGGUAUUCUCGGGACCCAUGUAAGGGAGAGCUGCGUGAUUGAAGAUGAUGAGGAAUAUAAUGAUCGAGACUAUUGUAUUCGAGAAGAUGAGACCUGUGGUAUCAAGGGAGAUUAUGUGAGUCUCGUUGACAAUCCUGAAAGAUUUACUGGGUAUUCUGGUGAUGGAGCCAGGCAAAUAUGGGACUCCAUCUACCGUGAGAACUGCUUCUCGAAGUCAUCAUUUCCCAGGUCGAACUCUCUAGGAUACUCAUCCUUCACAAAACAGCCAGCGAAAAAUAUAUUUAAUUCCAUUCCUCGGAAAUCUGGAAGAAAAGAAAAUAAGCACCUAGGAUCCACCCGCUUUUCAAUGGAAAGCGUUUUUGAAUAUGAUAAUGAGUGCUUAGAAAAACGUGUUUUUUACAGGAUAAUUUCUGGUAUGCACACGUCCAUAACUUCACAUAUUUGCUCCGAAUAUCUGAAUCAGACCAGUGGGGAAUGGGGUGCAAAUCCUCAAUGCUAUAAGGAGAGAUUGCGUGAUCACCCCGACAGAAUCUCCAAUCUUUACUUUAAUUAUGCCCUGGUACUACGAGCUAUAACAAAGCUAGGACCUAGCCUCAAGAAUUAUGUUUUCUGCUCGGCCGACGCUUCACAAAAUCUACUCACCAAAACCAAGCUCCAAUCUCUCAUGAAUGUAGUAUCUACCACGCCUCAAAUCUUUGAUGAAAGUCUAAUGUUUGUCAAUGGGGAAGGUCCAAGUUUGAAGCAGGAUUUCCGACACCGCUUCCGGAAUAUUAGCCGCAUUAUGGACUGCGUGGGAUGUGAUAAAUGUCGGCUAUGGGGAAAAUUGCAGAUUGCUGGCUAUGGAACAGCUUUAAAAGUAUUAUUUGAGACUGAUAAUAACUCGAAUGAUGUUCCGCAGUUAAAAAGAACAGAGAUAGUGGCACUCUUUAACACCCUAGCUCGAAUAUCAACUUCUCUUGAGGCAAUCAAAAAUUUUAAGCUUGCAGUUGAAGGAAGAGAAUCGGAACUAGCAAAAGAGAAACAGGAUAUUAUAUUGUCUCAGCCAAGAAGGAAGCUAUAUUAUGAUAAACUUGAAAUUUUAGAUCCUACUAUUGAUGGCUCUGAUGAAGAAGAUAAAAGUGACCAUCUUCAGAGGCGUCGAUUGCCUAAUAACGCGACAAUAUUUGAGCAACUUACGGUAGAGCUUGAUAUCUUCUGGAGAGUUAUGAAAUAUGUUAUUCAAAGUUGGUUUAGAUUUCCAGGAAAAUUAAUUAGGUGGCAAAUCUUGAAAAUGGAAGUACCAAGGGCCUGGGAUAGCUACAUUGGACUACCCGUGAAACCAAGGAAAUGGUUAUUCAAAAAACCCAUUUUGGAUGAGCUCUAG
Molecule: messenger RNA, 1812 nt
Organism: Blumeria graminis f. sp. triticale
Lineage: Eukaryota; Fungi; Ascomycota; Leotiomycetes; Helotiales; Erysiphaceae
Source: the annotation of a GenBank genome assembly